Saprolegnia diclina VS20 is the source of this 2203-nucleotide messenger RNA. Its product is annotated as CMGC/MAPK protein kinase. Bases 40 to 2118 code for a protein of 692 amino acids. Gene Ontology annotation, biological process: protein phosphorylation; intracellular signal transduction. The record is from RefSeq and is a predicted model, not a curated record. NCBI's taxonomy places the organism in Eukaryota, Oomycota, Saprolegniomycetes, Saprolegniales, Saprolegniaceae. The transcript has 7 exons. Gene Ontology annotation, cellular component: cytoplasm; nucleus. Gene Ontology annotation, molecular function: MAP kinase activity; ATP binding.
CUCCGACUGUACUAGUAUCGUAACGACUACAGCAGGAGCAUGCGACGCCCGAGCCAUGGCAGCAGCAUCUCGGACAGCGGUGGCCGGCGCAUGUUUGCGACGCGCCACAAGACGACGCUGGCGCGGCUCUUCAAGAAGGACGAGCCGGCCAACAUGCACUUCUCGGACGAGGUCGUGCUCAUGGAAGGGGCUUUGACCAAGCUCUCGCACAGCAAGUACUUCCCGACCAAGCCCACGUACUUUAUCCUGCGCUCCGACACAUGGUCGCUCUGUCAAUACAAGAGUGCGACCGACUUGACGCUCCUCAGCGAAACGCUACUCUCGAAAGACGACAUUGUACGCGACAUUAGCGAUUGCGCCGAGUCCCGCUGCCCGUACGUCAUGGAGCUACUGCGCCCGCACUACAACCACCCGCUGCGCCUUGCGACGCGCGAAGCCCGCGCGCUCGAGCAAUGGCUGGGCGCGCUCGAGACGGCCAUCUUUGAGGUCGGGCGCACGCCGUCGUCGUCUCUCCAGAGCGCCGGCCGCGACGUCGCGACGCAUGCGCUGCCGACCGAAGAGCGCACCCCCGUGGUCAUCCGCAGCGCCACGCUCCCACCCCCGGCGUCGUCGUUGCAGGCACCCUUACCACAUGGUGACGUGACGUUGGAUGCGCUCGAGGCCGACCUCCUUGACGACCGAUUGUCCAGCGGCAACAACGACAACAACAACGAUCCGCGCUGCAGCGACCACAAGGUGCGAUCGAGCAGCGCGGCCAAAGACCACGAGCUCGAGUCGUACGACGACAGCAGCGAUGCCAACGAGACCAACCAAAGCGACAACGACGACGACAACAACAACAAUGGCGACAACGAUACCGACGGCUACACGCCCGAGAUGCAAAGCCCCGAGGCGGUCGAAGACGUUCGGACCAUUACAUCGCCGCCCGCACCGGCCGUCUUGCACGACCGUGUCUUCAAGCCCAAGGGCAACGUCGCCCGCGUCGCACCGGGGCUCACGCGGAACGGGUACCUUAGCCGCGGAAACGUCCACUCGUUCAGCGCCAGCGGCCAGCUCUUCACGCUGGACCUCAAGUACUCGCUCCUCAAGCCCAUUGGCACCGGCGCGUACGGCGCGGUGAUUGCCGCCAAGAACCAUGAGGAUGGCAGCAGCGUCGCGAUCAAGAAGAUUGCGAGCAUCUUUGACGACCUCGUCGACGCCAAGCGCAUUCUGCGCGAGACGCGGCUGCUCGGGCAUUUCGCGCACAAGAACAUCACCAAGCUGCUCGACGUACCCGCGCCGCCGUCGCGGGAAGCGUUUGAGGACAUGUACAUCAUUGCCGAGCUCAUGGAGACCGACUUGCACCAAGUGAUUUACUCGAUGCAGCCCAUGUCGGACGACCACAUCAAGUACUUUUUGUACCAGAUCCUCUGCGCGCUGCACCACAUCCACUCGGCGGGUGUCAUUCAUCGCGACAUGAAGCCGUCCAACAUCCUCCUCAACUCCAACUGCGACCUCAAGAUUUGUGAUUUUGGCUUGGCCCGUGGCGGAUUUCCCGAAAACGCCGAGCUCACGGAAUAUGUGGUCACACGCUGGUACCGCGCGCCCGAGAUCAUGCUCAACUGCCUCAACUACACCGAGUCGGUCGACAUGUGGGCCGUCGGGUGCAUCUUGGCGGAAAUGAUGCAGCGCGAGCCGCUCUUUCCGGGCAACGACUACAUCCACCAGCUCAAGCUCAUCAUCAAGUUUAUGGGCACGCCCAAGCAAGAAGAAAUCGAGUUUGUCAAGAACGCCAAGGCGCUUCGGUUUUUGACCAAACUACCAAUCUACAAGGCGACCAAGCUCGACGAGGCAUUCCCGAGUGCCAACCCCGAGGCGGUCGACCUCCUCAAGCAAAUGCUGGUCUUCAACCCCGAGAAGCGCAUCUCGGUGCUCGACGCGCUGCAGCACCCGUAUCUGCAAGCCUUCUACGACCCCGCCGACAUUCACGCGUCCCCGCCCUUUGACUUUGAGUUUGACAUUCCCGAUGAAAAGCUCACGAAAGACGCGCUUGUGGACCUGCUACUGGAAGACGUGGCGGUCUUCCACCCCGAGGUGACCCACUGGGCAAGGCCGAGCCCGCCCGUCGCCGAAGCGUGAGCGCAAUUUCUACUCCAUUUCUCGUCGUAUCGUUCCUUGCUUUCUGUCUACACUAAACUACUAAUCUACUAACUUUAUACACUCA